This is a messenger RNA of Loa loa (African eye worm), 486 nucleotides long. RefSeq lists its product as hypothetical. The record is from RefSeq and is a predicted model, not a curated record. Lineage: Eukaryota; Metazoa; Nematoda; Chromadorea; Rhabditida; Onchocercidae. Bases 1 to 486 code for a protein of 161 amino acids. The transcript has 2 exons.
AUGGCAGUUCCAACAGCUCUCUUCAUCAUGAUGUUCAUUUUGCUAUGCAGGAGUGGGAGCUAUGGAAAUAAGCGCACAAAAGAUGGACGAAAUGAAAAAGCAGAGGCACAGUUUAAAGCAAACGGUUCUCCACAAGGUGCAAGCGAUUCUCCACAAGGUGCAAGCGAUUCUCCACAAGGUGCAAGCGAAACGGGAGGAGGGACGAACACCGGAACGGGAGCGACUACAAGCAGUAAAGAGGGAGGAAGUACAGUCAGCGGAGGGACGGUAAGUGUAACCGGAAAGACGACUGAGGUGGCAAAAGAGACGGUCGAACAGACAACGGCACAGGACGCUGGAACAGUAGUGGAAACGACGACAGUAGCAGCAGAAGUUUCAGUCAUCGAAACGGAAACGGGAGCUGAAGAAGCAGAGGCCCCGACGACUACAGCAAGUGGCGCUGCACAAACUAUUGGCAUUAUGCCUCAAAUGAGUCGGUUUCAGUGA